CGCGCACCGCCGGUUGCAUCUGCCUUGCAUCGUAUUCCCAGUCACAGAAGCCAGGCGGAAGCCAGGUCAUGACCAGGAUAUACACGCGUAUGAACUCAAGUCAGACGGGCUUCGCAACCUGGAGAUCACCACAGAAAACAAGUUCACCCCUUUCUCGCCGGCAAGGCCACCACCCGCCUGGCAGACGAUGUUACUCGUUCGUCCAUGGAGUCGCUAUCUCCUCGAGCUACAUGACAGGGCAGAUGUUAUGCAGAGCAUGGGCAAUCGGUCCGUGCCCGAAUCUCCGUUGUAUGAUUCAUCUGCUGCACAAACUGAGCCGAUUUGUUCGGAUUCUGACUCGCGAGCAUUGCGGUUGAUUGUUCGCCUUGGACAGCCCUUUAGUGCAUUUUUGCUAGCGCGGCAGCGUGAAGGAGAAUACAAGAGGAUCGCAUCCGAUCAUGAUAUCAUUGCACAGGUCAAAGACGUGGUUUCUAUUAGCUACUUGAUGGACAUCAGGACACUAGAGGUACUGUAGCUGUGUGCAUGGAUCCUUUCCAGUCUUACACCUGUUCCGGGAGAGCGUCA
Messenger RNA from Suillus fuscotomentosus, 564 nucleotides. RefSeq lists its product as uncharacterized. The record is from RefSeq and is a predicted model, not a curated record. The coding region runs from base 188 to 514 and encodes 108 amino acids. The transcript has a single exon. Lineage: Eukaryota; Fungi; Basidiomycota; Agaricomycetes; Boletales; Suillaceae.